Cylas formicarius (sweet potato weevil) is the source of this 3758-nucleotide messenger RNA. RefSeq names its product DNA-directed RNA polymerase II subunit RPB2 (gene RpII140). The transcript has a single exon. NCBI's taxonomy places the organism in Eukaryota, Metazoa, Arthropoda, Insecta, Coleoptera, Brentidae. Gene Ontology annotation, molecular function: DNA-directed RNA polymerase activity; DNA binding; ribonucleoside binding. The coding region runs from base 117 to 3644 and encodes 1175 amino acids. Gene Ontology annotation, cellular component: RNA polymerase II, core complex. The record is from RefSeq and is a predicted model, not a curated record. Gene Ontology annotation, biological process: DNA-templated transcription.
CUAAUUUUAUUAUAGUAAGCGUCAAAUCAAAACCUAUAAGAAAUAUAAGUAUAGCAUCAAUACAGUGCUUUAAAUACGUUUAUUGUAAUAACAUUUAAUUACUAAGAUUUCGCAAAAUGUACGAACAAGAUUAUGAUCAGUUCGACGACGAAGAAACUGAAGAAAUUAGUUCAGAGUUAUGGCAGGAGGCCUGCUGGAUCGUCAUCAACGCUUAUUUCGAUGAAAAAGGGCUCGUAAGACAGCAGUUAGAUAGCUUCGAUGAGUUUAUACAGAUGUCCGUUCAACGAAUAGUGGAGGAUUCGCCCGCAAUUGAAUUGCAAGCUGAAGCUCAACACACGACAGGCGAAAUUGAAAUCCCUCCCAGGUAUUUGCUGAAAUUUGAACAAAUUUACCUAUCCAAACCAACCCAUUGGGAAAAAGAUGGUGCUCCAUCGCCAAUGAUGCCCAAUGAAGCCAGAUUAAGAAAUUUGACUUACUCCGCACCUCUUUACGUUGACAUAACUAAAACAAUUGUAAAAGAAGGUGAAGACCCUAUUGAAACCCAACAUCAAAAAACUUUUAUAGGUAAAAUUCCCAUUAUGUUGCGUUCAACAUAUUGUCUCUUAAGUGGUCUAACAGAUCGUGACUUAACAGAAUUAAAUGAGUGCCCUUUGGAUCCUGGAGGGUAUUUUAUUAUUAACGGUUCAGAGAAGGUGCUUAUUGCCCAAGAAAAAAUGGCUACAAAUACUGUUUAUGUGUUUUCAAUGAAAGAUGGAAAGUAUGCUUAUAAAUCAGAAAUUCGUUCUUGCCUAGAACAUAGUUCCCGACCUACAUCAACAUUAUGGGUCAAUAUGAUGGCCAGAGGGGGUCAGGCUAUUAAAAAGGCUGCAAUAGGUCAAAGAAUUAUAGCCAUUCUGCCAUAUAUCAAGCAAGAAAUUCCUAUUAUGAUAGUCUUCAGAGCUUUGGGUUUUGUGGCUGACAGAGACAUCCUUGAGCAUAUUAUCUAUGAUUUUGAAGACCCUGAAAUGAUGGAGAUGGUAAAACCUUCUUUGGACGAGGCUUUUGUAAUUCAAGAACAAAAUGUAGCUUUAAAUUUCAUUGGUGCAAGAGGUGCUAGACCAGGUGUAACAAAAGAGAGACGUAUAAAAUAUGCUAGAGAAAUUUUACAAAAAGAAAUGUUACCUCAUGUUGGUGUGUCUGAUUUUUGUGAGACUAAGAAAGCCUACUUUUUGGGUUAUAUGGUACAUAGAUUGUUAUUAGCCGCCUUAGGACGCAGGGAAUUAGAUGAUCGAGAUCAUUAUGGAAACAAGAGGUUAGAUUUGGCUGGUCCUUUACUAGCUUUCUUGUUUAGAGGAUUAUUUAAAAAUCUGAUGAAGGAGGUAAGAAUGUAUGCACAGAAAUUUAUUGAUAGAGGAAAAGAUUUUAAUCUGGACUUGGCUAUUAAAACAAAACUUAUCACUGAUGGCUUGAGAUAUUCCCUCGCCACCGGGAAUUGGGGUGACCAAAAAAAGGCUCAUCAGGCAAGAGCUGGGGUAUCGCAAGUAUUAAAUCGCCUCACAUUUGCAUCGACCUUAUCUCACUUGCGCCGUGUCAAUUCUCCAAUUGGCCGAGAUGGUAAAUUAGCCAAGCCGCGUCAGUUACAUAACACCCUGUGGGGUAUGAUUUGCCCGGCCGAGACGCCAGAAGGCGCAGCGGUAGGCUUGGUGAAAAACUUGGCUUUAAUGGCAUAUAUUUCGGUCGGUUCUCAACCAUCUCCAAUCCUGGAGUUCUUGGAGGAAUGGUCAAUGGAAAAUUUGGAAGAAAUUGCCCCGUCAGCCAUCGCAAAUGCGACAAAGAUAUUUGUAAAUGGAUGUUGGGUGGGCAUACAUCGAGAUCCGGAACAACUCAUGGCCACUCUAAGGAAAUUGAGACGACAAAUGGACAUCAUAGUAUCGGAGGUAUCAAUGAUACGAGAUAUCAGAGACAGGGAAAUUCGAAUAUACACGGACGCAGGUCGUAUAUGUAGGCCUCUGUUGAUUGUAGAAAACGAGCAGCUUCUAUUAAAAAAGAAGCACAUAGACAAUUUAAAAGAGAGGGAAUAUAACAAUUACGGAUGGCAAAUGUUGGUGGCUUCCGGCGUGAUCGAGUACAUCGACACUUUGGAGGAAGAAACCGUGAUGAUAGCAAUGUCGCCAGAUGAUCUCAGGCAGGAAAAAGAAUACGCUUAUUGUACAACUUACACUCACUGCGAAAUUCAUCCAGCUAUGAUACUAGGAGUUUGCGCCUCUAUUAUCCCUUUUCCCGAUCACAACCAGAGUCCCAGAAACACUUAUCAAAGUGCUAUGGGCAAACAAGCUAUGGGAGUCUAUAUCACCAACUUUCAUGUUCGAAUGGACACUCUGGCUCAUGUCUUGUAUUAUCCUCACAAACCUUUGGUCACAACUAGGUCUAUGGAAUACCUCCGGUUUAGAGAACUACCCGCUGGGAUUAACAGUAUAGUCGCGAUUGCGUGCUAUACGGGUUACAAUCAAGAGGAUUCUGUCAUCCUGAAUGCGUCAGCGGUGGAGCGGGGCUUCUUCAGGUCGGUAUUCUAUCGUUCCUAUAAGGACGCCGAAUCCAAACGCAUCGGAGAUCAGGAGGAACAAUUCGAAAAGCCGAACCGGCAAACCUGUCAAGGAAUGAGGAACGCGCUGUACGACAAGCUGGACGACGAUGGUAUCAUUUCGCCGGGAAUAAGAGUGUCGGGCGACGACGUCGUCAUAGGCAAAACAAUGACCCUUCCGGAAAAUGAUGACGAAUUAGAAGGAACGACGAAACGUUUCACCAAACGGGACGCCUCCACUUUUCUGCGGAACAGCGAAACCGGGGUCGUGGACCAAGUGAUGUUAACCUUGAACUCUGAAGGCUACAAAUUUUGCAAAAUCAGGGUGAGGUCGGUAAGGAUACCCCAGAUCGGAGACAAGUUCGCGUCGAGACACGGUCAGAAGGGUACUUGCGGCAUCCAGUACAGGCAAGAGGACAUGCCGUUCACCUGCGAAGGUAUCACUCCCGAUAUUAUAAUCAAUCCUCACGCUAUCCCCUCCCGUAUGACAAUCGGUCACUUGAUCGAGUGCAUCCAAGGCAAAGUAUCGUCCAAUAAGGGUGAAAUCGGCGACGCGACGCCGUUUAACGAUGCCGUAAAUGUACAGAAAAUUUCGACUCUGCUUCAAGAGUACGGUUACCAGCUGCGAGGUAAUGAAGUUAUGUACAACGGUCACACGGGGCGGAAAAUCAACGCCCAAAUCUUCUUGGGUCCCACUUAUUAUCAAAGAUUGAAGCACAUGGUGGACGACAAGAUCCAUUCGCGAGCCAGAGGCCCGGUCCAAAUCCUAGUGAGACAGCCGAUGGAAGGCAGAGCCAGGGACGGAGGUCUACGUUUCGGAGAGAUGGAGCGCGAUUGCCAAAUCUCGCACGGCGCCGCCCAAUUCUUGAGGGAGAGGCUGUUCGAGGUGUCUGACCCCUACAGGAUCCACGUUUGCAACUUUUGUGGCCUAAUCGCCAUCGCAAAUAUGAGGAAUAACACGUUCGAGUGCAAGGGAUGCAAGAAUAAAACUCAGAUUUCGCAGGUCCGUUUGCCCUACGCGGCGAAAUUGUUGUUCCAAGAAUUAAUGUCGAUGAAUAUUGCGCCCAGGUUAAUGGUUUUGUAAUUUUUAUUAUCGAUUGUAAUGUCCGACUCCAAGUUAUGUGUGUGUUAUAUGAUUUGACAUCAGUUUUACAUUUAUAAUUAAGUAUUAGCCAAUAAAAUUGUCUUAAAGUUACAA